AUGAGUCAAGGUCGAUCAAUUAUCGACAUUAUUCAAGAUCCAGCAGCACUCGAUGCAUUUCUUCGUUCAUCAGCAAAAUCUUCAUCGAAUAAUCCUGGAUCUCAACAACGCCUACUAACUAAUACUACUGAUCAAAAUCGAUCGUCUACAACAAAUGUCAAUCCUACUGGAAAUAAUAUCUAUAAUCAAAACACAACUAAUAAUACAAAUGUACAAAUUACACAAAAUACAUUCAAUUUCAAUACGAAUCCAUCGUUAACUAAUCUUGCUCCAGCACAAGCACAACAUCCACAACAAAUUAAUACCAACGAGGCAGCGAGAGUACUCAGUCAAACGAUUGGUUCGCAAACGAAUGUUAAUGUCAUUUUAAACCAAACAGUUAUCCAACAACAACAACCAGCUGUUCAAACGACAACCACAGCGAAUCAGCAACAAAUGGUUGCAAUCAAUAUCAAUGGAAAUCAAACGUUAAUACCAUUGAAUAUGUUCACAAGACUUUUACAACAAAAGUAUUCGUCGACACAGCAAUCUACAACGCCUUCGACGACGACAACGACGACGACUAUCAGUCAACCAAGUACUUCAACACACAUUCUACAAAAUGGUGCAACACAAAAUAGUACUGGAUCUCUACUUUCACAAGUUUCUUUGGGGAACAAUUCACCAGCAGCAACGACACUGCGGUUUGUUCGUCCACCGAAUACAUCAACGAUGACGACGAGCAGUCCAACAACAAACUUGAUGUUGCCUACUGGACAAAGACUAAGUACUCCAAUACUGUCCAAACCACAAACCGGUAAUAUAAUAGUUCAAGUACCAAACAAUGAUAACAUUCUUUCGAAAUCCAUUGAUAAAAAUUCAUCUACAUCAACGAACAGUGAUCUCACUACACAAUUAGUAAAUGAUCUUCAAACAAGUGGGAGUGAUGCUGAAAAACAAAUUACAUUAAUCGAUACCUAUCUGUCUCAAAUCCAUUCGUCGACUGACAAGGAUCGUGAAUUCUGCACACGAAUUAUUCGAUAUCGUGAAACAUUAUCACAGUCAGUUGAACAAUCUCGGAUAAGUGGGCAACAUCGUCAGCGUUUACUCGAUCAGUCAACUACAUUGAAUACUUUAUUAUCGAAUCCGUCGAUUAAACGUGAAACAUCAGUGACCAUCAUACCAGCAACGACGACGACGACGACAACAGCAGCGACAGCAAUGACGACUUCCGUUGUUGGAACGCAACAGAAACCGAAUGGUACGACAUUGAUACAGCUACCACUUGCGAAACAAGAUGAAUUAUUAAAUGCUGUUUUGAAAAAGCUACGUCAUGUGAACUUACCUGAUUUACAAGCACAAAAGAUUUUACCCAUGGAAUUAUCACUCGAAAAGAAACUCCAAAUCCAAAAGCUAGAAAUGCAAAUAGCGGCGUUACCAGUUGAAAAACAGCAGCAAUUUGCUCGAGGACAAAGAGAAUUAGUACCGAAAUAUUUAGCUAAAAAUGCAGCUAGUGGCAUGAAUACAACAACGACAUUAACUGUGAAUCCUCGAACGAAAAUUCUAUUGGGUGCUCCACCUGGUUCGACUGUAGCAACAGCAAACACAACUAUUAACACUGGCAAUGCAAAUAUCGCGCGUUCUUUACGUAUAUCAAGUGCCGAUUUAAUCGGUCAGCAACUACGAAAGGAUCAAACACAUGUUUUGAAACCAGAUUUUAAAACACGCUUUUUAACACGUGGUGACGCGAUAAAACGCUUAACACGAUACCAUGUAUUUACUAAACCAGCACCACCCGCUUACGAACCUACGGAAGACGAAUGUCGACAGUUCGAUGAAUCUUUCGAAAUCGAAGCUCGAAGUUUGUUGACUGCUAGUGAACGUAUCAAUGAAGCCAUAUCCAGAUUUACUGUAUCUAAUGAUCAUUUGAAUAAUGAAUCUUUUGAUAAAUAUUUAUUAGAAAAAAUGCAACUUGAUGACCUACGUGAACAGUUAGAAAUCGAAAAAAGUGAUUAUGAAACAAGAAAACGACGCGCAAUUGAUAUUGACAAUAGGCCCAGUGCCGUGCCAGUCAUUGAUCCAAAUUCAUCUCCACCUCCUGCAACAUAUGAUUUCCUUUCAAAUAAUUCAAAUUAUAAUCUUGGUCCAACUAUGUCUGACGCUGAUUAUAAUGAACUGUUCAAUAGUGAUUCAGCCCCUGACGAAAGCGUUCGAACAACGGAUGAAACUCAAUUGGCAAUUAAUUCCAUUGUUGAUUGUGGUGCCAUCGAACAACAGGAAAAUCCCAUUGAUAUAUCAGAUUCGGCGAAUUUCUUCUUCGAUGAUCUUGAUAUUGAUAAUCAUCAUCAAGAUAACAAUCAAACCCAAGAUGAUGAAGCGUCACGUGCCGUCCAAAACUUGCUCGGCUUUUCUUGA
Molecule: messenger RNA, 2394 nt
Organism: Adineta ricciae
Lineage: Eukaryota; Metazoa; Rotifera; Eurotatoria; Adinetida; Adinetidae
Source: the annotation of a GenBank genome assembly